Molecule: messenger RNA, 468 nt
Organism: Staurois parvus
Lineage: Eukaryota; Metazoa; Chordata; Amphibia; Anura; Ranidae
Source: the annotation of a GenBank genome assembly
CAGGCACCGGGCCCCCGGGCGGAGCAGCAGGCAGCGGGCCCCCUAGGCGGGGCGACCGGCAUCAGGCCCCUAGGUGAGCGGCGGGCGCCGGGCCCCCAGGGAGGGGCGACAGGCUUCGGGCCCCAGGCGGGGCGACAGGCAUCGGGCCCCCAGGCGGAGCGGCGGGUGCCGGGCCCCCAGGAAGGGCGACAGGCAUACGGGCCCCCAGGCGGAGCGGCAGGCGCCGGACCCAGGCGGAGCGACAGGUCUCGGGCCCUCAGGCGGAGCGGCGGGCGCCGGACCCCCAGGCGGAGCGACAGGUCUCGGGCCCUCAGGCGGAGCGGCGGGCGCUGGACCCCCAGGCGGAGCGACAGGUCUCGGGCCCUCAGGCGGAUUGGCGGGCGCCGGUGGGAGCGACAGGUCUCGGGCCCCCAGGUGGAGCGACGGGGUCUCGGCCCCAGGCGGGUAAUCGACAGGUCUUUCGGAGCG